AUGGAUAGUUUGUCAUUUUACUGUCUUUUAUUAUUAUUACUAUUGAAUAAACUGGCGUAUUCAGGGUUUGUGGAUAGGGACAGGGUUAAGUACUUUAACCAAUCCAGACUAAGGGCUUUAAAGACUGCCAAGAAAUCACUGGAACUGGACUGUAAUGGUCUUGCGAUAAAUCUUCUCAGCGUCCAGGUGACUUGUAAUGGCAAGGUGAUAUCUUUAACCUCACAUUUUUUGGAUGAAUGUGAAAGCAAGCCUUUUUGUACCUUGGACUUAGGGUGUUACGACGGAAUUAGUAAUUCAACAGUCCACUACACUUGUAGAGGGCUUGAUGAACUGGAUAUAAACGACAAGAAAAUAAAUUCUGCCUUUUUUCGUGACAACUCUCUUGCUUCUCUUCGAUGCGGUUUAAAUAGGUUCGUUUUUAUUUCUUCUGCUUUUUACAUUCACCACUUCUCUGACGUCAACGCUGGGAACGACGGCAUCACUGAUGAGGUGAAGAAGGAGUGUGACUAUGGUCAAGCUUGCAGUUUUAUUCCAAAACUACUUCCUGGUCUUAAUAAAGCCUACAAGGACUCUUAUGUUUACAUUACUUUCUCUUAUAAGUUUGCUUGUUCUACUUUGUAUUGUGAGGAGAAUUCUACUUGUGUUGUCAAGGGUCGUCUUCCUCCUGUCUGUGUCUGCAAUGACGGUUACGUUAUGAAAAAUGGCCAUUGUGUUAAGAAUCUUUCUGUCAAACCCAUUCCCAUUAACCAGAGGCCUUCUUGGGAACUUUGGCGUGGUGGCAUUCCUGAUGCUCUUGGUAAACUUAAUACUUUAGCUUCUAACGAGAAUAAAUUGAAGUUACCUCAUUCUAAGUCUGGGUUUUCUGAAAAUCAAGUCAAUAGAACCAAUGCCCAACUAUCCAACAGGGUCAAUACAGAAUCUAAAACGGAGUCUGAAUCAGAAACUCAAUCUAAUGAGAAUGAGCAAGAGGCUGAAUCGAAUAAGCAAGAAUCAGAAACUAGUGAAAGUGAACAAGAACAGGAAUCACAAAAUGAAGGUGAAAGUGAACAAGAACAGGAAUCACAAAAUGAAGGUGAAAGUGAACAAGAACAAGAAUCAGAAUCAGAAUCAGAAUCAGAAACUAGUGGGAAUGAACAAGGUGAUGCUGUUGAGUCUGAUAGUGCAGCAGUCCCCUCUGACGAACUUGUAGAUAAUUUAGAUGAGAAGGGAGGUAGGAAUCCCCCAAACCAUCUACAAGGUAACCAAACUAUGAAACCAGACCUGAUAAUAAAGGCCUGUUUUCUUAACGCUGACAGGAUAGUUGUGUUUGAAAUAUCAUGCAAUAAUAGACCAUGUGAAUACAGAUAUAAGGAGUGUUACAACAUUAGCAAUUGA
This is a messenger RNA of Theileria annulata, 1374 nucleotides long. RefSeq lists its product as uncharacterized. NCBI's taxonomy places the organism in Eukaryota, Apicomplexa, Aconoidasida, Piroplasmida, Theileriidae. The record is from RefSeq and is a predicted model, not a curated record. Bases 1 to 1374 code for a protein of 457 amino acids. The transcript is spliced from 7 exons.